AUGUUAUUUGAAGUUGAAGGCUGGGGAUUGGAAAAGAAAAAAGUGAAGAAAAGUGUUGGGAAAAAGAGACGUUUCAGAGAGAGUGAGGAGGAAGUGACUGACGAAGCGUCCAAGCUGGGGCUUGCAGUUCCAAAGCAGAAGAAGGAAAAGAAGGAAAAGAAGGACAAGAAGGACAAGAAGGAUAGAAAAGAAAGGGUCGAGCUGGAGGAGAAGGUCGAGGCUGGGGGGAAGACGAGGCCAGGACCGGGAUCCAAUUCUUCCAAGGAGGAAGUAGUUGAGGAGCGUCCAAGCAAGAGGGUGCAGACAUUACCGCCAGCAUACGGUGAUGACAUUGAUGCAAGCAAGUUGACGCCGUUACAGAGGAAAAUGCUCAACAAGUUGAGCGGGUCGAGAUUCAGAUGGAUCAAUGAGCAGCUCUACACGACAGACUCCAAGAGUGCCCUUGAGAUGAUUCAGAGACAGCCGGAAUUGUAUGAGGAGUAUCACAAGGGGUUUGCGAGCCAGGUUGAGUCGUGGCCGGAGAAUCCUGUUGAUGUCUUGACGCGGAAACUCGUCUACAAGGGAGUGCAGAAGAUGACCAAUGCGCCAGGUGGGCUUCUUGGUGUUGACGACCAUGGCGGAAAGACAGUCGUUGUAGCAGACAUGGGAUGCGGAGAGGCAGCCUUGGCUAUAAAUGUCGACAACUUCAUGCAAGAGUACAAGAGAGACGGCCAGAAUGCACUCAAAAAGUUCAAGAAGAAGUUCGGUCACGGAGGAGAAGUGAACCUCAAAAACCGUAAACUGGCCAUCAAGGUACAUUCCUUUGACUUAAAGAAAAUCAACGAUAAAAUCACCGUUGCCGACAUCAAGAAUGUUCCACUCCCCAAUGCUAGCGUCACUGUAGCUAUUUUCUGCUUGUCAUUGAUGGGGACGAACUUUUUGGACUUUAUUGCCGAAGCAGAGAGAAUCCUCGUCCCCAAUGGUGAACUGUGGAUUACAGAAAUCAAGAGUAGACUCGUUGAUUCCAAUGGUGGUACAUUUGUCAAUGCCAUUGAAGGUCUCGGAUUCAAACUCCGUUCCAAGGACGACAAGAACAAAAUGUUCACACAGUUUGAGUUCUACAAGAGCGACAAGAAGAAGGCAAAAUUUGAAUCGAGAAGCCACGCGCGAGGUGAAUCCACUGAAAGUGAGUGGUUGCUCAAGCCAUGUAUAUACAAGAGGAGGUAA
Pichia kudriavzevii is the source of this 1206-nucleotide messenger RNA. RefSeq lists its product as uncharacterized. Bases 1 to 1206 code for a protein of 401 amino acids. Gene Ontology annotation, molecular function: rRNA (adenine) methyltransferase activity. Gene Ontology annotation, biological process: ribosomal large subunit biogenesis; rRNA methylation. The transcript has a single exon. The record is from RefSeq and is a predicted model, not a curated record. Lineage: Eukaryota; Fungi; Ascomycota; Pichiomycetes; Pichiales; Pichiaceae. Gene Ontology annotation, cellular component: nucleolus.